AUGUUGACCAAUCUCGUCUCCAGUACGUCUGCUCAUAGCGUGCUCUCGCUCACGAGACAGUUUUCUCAAACCUCUAUUAGUAGUGGUAAGAAGGCGUGGAAAUUCAAUGAAGCGCUUCUUAGAAAGAAGGCCAACAUCGGUCGUCAAAUCAGAAUUCAAGAUGAACUUGAUAAGGUUGAUCCAGUUUUAGGUCGUGCUGACACUCCAUUCAUUGACCGUAUUAAGGCUGCUGUGGUUGAACCAAGUUCCCUUUCUUAUGGCUACGAACGUGGAGAUGUAAACAACUUACUUUAUGGUGCCCAGCGCGCCCUUAUUGCCAAACGUCCAGGAUACAGUCAAGAGCAAAUCUUAAGAACUGAAGAACGCAGACGUGAAAUUGUGGCCAGAAUCUUAGAUAUCAAGAACUCUUCAUCUUCAAUUCAGCGUAAAUUGGGCAUCAAGUUAGCUCGUGAAGAAUUUGCCAGAUUCCCUGGUGAUAGUGGAAGUUCAGAAGUUCAAGCUGCCAUCAUGACUAUGAAGAUCCAUUACCUUACCGCACACAUGAAAAAAAAUAAAAAAGAUUUCCAAAACAUUCGCAGAUUGAGAAUGUUGGUACAGCAACGUCAAGCUAUUUUGCGUUAUUUAAAAAGAGACAACCCAAAACGUUACUAUUGGGCUAUUGAAAAAUUGGGAUUGACUGAUCAUACCGUGACAAUGGAAUUCAAUUUGGACAAAAGAUAUAUGGAGAAGUUCAAGGUUUUCGGGGAUGAUGUGUUGAUUAGAGAAAGUAAGAGUGUUGAAAGUAAGAAAUUGAGAGCUAAAACUAAACAAAAGAAAUCUUUGAGAAAAGCUUUGAAUGAAAAAGCCGCUCAGGAAGCUGAAGAGUUGGUUGAAGAAGUGGAAGUCAAAGAAUCUUCAGUGGAAUCUCCAAAAUCCUCUGAAGCUACAGUUUAG
Messenger RNA from Saccharomycopsis crataegensis, 933 nucleotides. RefSeq names its product mitochondrial 37S ribosomal protein uS15m MRPS28 (gene MRPS28). The transcript has a single exon. Gene Ontology annotation, cellular component: ribosome. Lineage: Eukaryota; Fungi; Ascomycota; Saccharomycetes; Ascoideales; Saccharomycopsidaceae. Gene Ontology annotation, biological process: translation. The coding region runs from base 1 to 933 and encodes 310 amino acids. The record is from RefSeq and is a predicted model, not a curated record. Gene Ontology annotation, molecular function: structural constituent of ribosome.